UUCCGACAGUGGCAUCUCGAUGGACUCUUUGCAAAUUUUCAGCGAGCAGCAACUGUGUACCCAGUUUAUCAACGUCGGUGUCAUUCUUCCGUUGAUCAAUGUGGAGCUUGUUCCAGUUCACCUCGUAAGACACGAAUAUCUGUCCAUCAAAGAUGUCCAGGAUGAUACUAACCAGCACGCUCCAAUCCCAUCUAAGCGUCGCCUUAUCAAAUGGUCGCUGCCUCCUCCAUCAGUUGCGCUUAUACCUCUUCCUGGAUGGAAUCCGAUGCCCUAUGGAUUGGAGGCAUUCUGGCAGAGCGCCUUUCGUUGGUUUUUCCAUCCUUUCUUGGCAUCCCAUGGACAUCUCUGGACAUUGGAGCCCACAGAACUCCCUCCAUUGUCUAUUGAAUGGCCAUGGCAUUCUGCAACUUACUUCGCUAAAGUUCGAUUCCAAUGUCAGUGCAAACGCGGUUGGACGUCAAUGAAGGGACGAGUCGUUUUUUGGUUCCGCGUUCGACGGCAAGGUGAACAAAUCGUGUCGGAAGCUUUAUUCAAAUUGUUCGGACAACAAUGCAGUUUCUGCUCCAACGCUGAUUCCAUCAAUGAGUUUGAAUUUCUGACUCCACUGUGGUAUCCUGAGGAAAUUGAAAAUGCCAUUAGAUUCCUUGCAGGCCAAGUGAUCGUGUCUUACUAUGGCGGAGCAGAUUUACCAAAACUCUCUCCUAGCGACCGAUUUUUCCGCAAUUCCGGAACACCUUCGUUUGUUCCUCACGAUUCGACUCGUUGCCAAGCUUGCCACUAUGGAUAUUGUUCAACAACUCAACCUUUUUUUCUUGACUAA
Daphnia carinata is the source of this 820-nucleotide messenger RNA. RefSeq names its product receptor-transporting protein 3-like. Gene Ontology annotation, biological process: protein insertion into membrane; protein targeting to membrane. The record is from RefSeq and is a predicted model, not a curated record. Lineage: Eukaryota; Metazoa; Arthropoda; Branchiopoda; Diplostraca; Daphniidae. Gene Ontology annotation, molecular function: olfactory receptor binding. The transcript is spliced from 4 exons. Bases 20 to 820 code for a protein of 266 amino acids.